Messenger RNA from Racocetra persica, 240 nucleotides. Lineage: Eukaryota; Fungi; Glomeromycota; Glomeromycetes; Diversisporales; Gigasporaceae. The record is from the annotation of a GenBank genome assembly.
GGAAAUAUUUCAGGAAUAACCUCUGAAGAUAAUUCAGAAACGACCUCUGGAAAUACUUCAGGAAUGAUCUCUGGAAAUACCUUGGAAAUGACCUUUGAAAAUACAUUGGGAACAAUCUCUGGAAAUACUUCAGGAAUGACCUUUGAAAAUACAUUGGGAACGAUCUCUGGAAAUACUUCAGGAAUGAUCUCUAGAAAUACUUCAGGAAUGAUCUCUAGAAAUACUUUGAGAAUGACCUGA